UGCACCAAAACAUCUGAUAUGCCAAACUAUUACGGGUUGUCUGGCUUAUGCGGGUUAUUAUUAUUACGGGUUCUCGAAAGGUUAACAUUUUGGGAAGGUCGUGAUAAUGAUAAUUUGUGUACUCUCGGAGGUCGUAAUGCAUCAAAUCUUUAUCAUGAAAUUAUAUCUCAAAAACUUGAUGGGUUUGAAAACUUGACUAUGGAACAGGUAUAUGUUUGGUGGGCAAAAGAAUCAGCAGUAUUUUAUCAGUGUCAUGAUGAUCAAUAUAAAUCUGCAAAGUUACUUUCAAAUGAAAAUAAUUUUAAGAUUGUGUUCAUUUAG
This is a messenger RNA of Racocetra persica, 321 nucleotides long. The record is from the annotation of a GenBank genome assembly. NCBI's taxonomy places the organism in Eukaryota, Fungi, Glomeromycota, Glomeromycetes, Diversisporales, Gigasporaceae.